AUGCCCGGGUACUCGCUCUGGCUCGUCCCACACGCAUCAAGCCCUUUCACGAAAACCGCACAAGAACUGAUCAGCGAGACCGUGCCCCGGAUCUUCGUCUCCGACGACAGCCAGAUCAACCACUUCCCUCCGCACGUCACCGUCACAUCAGAUAUCGACGCCACGAAGGUGUUUGGGGACAAGUCGCCACAAGCAUGGCUUGACAGUCUACAGCUUCCCGAUUUCAAAGCGGAGCACAAUGAAGUCGUUAUCGAGCUCGAAGAACUACACGCCGAGGAGCCGUUCUUCCGCAAGUGCAAUAUCGCGACUAAAGCGAACGCGAAUUUGACCAAACUCGCCACGGUCUGCAGAAAGGACGCGGUGCUGGGUGGCGACGAGGCCAAGGCGCAGGCGUGGGCGAGAAGCGAGUACCGCCCUCACUUCAGUCUGUUCUACGGUGACAUCCCCACGCAGCAAGUCAAGAGUAAGCUGCCGCUGAUUGAGAUAAAGCUCGGGUUCGCCAUUGGC
Baudoinia panamericana UAMH 10762 is the source of this 507-nucleotide messenger RNA. RefSeq lists its product as uncharacterized. The transcript has a single exon. NCBI's taxonomy places the organism in Eukaryota, Fungi, Ascomycota, Dothideomycetes, Mycosphaerellales, Teratosphaeriaceae. Gene Ontology annotation, biological process: cyclic nucleotide metabolic process. The record is from RefSeq and is a predicted model, not a curated record. The annotation marks the transcript as partial. Gene Ontology annotation, molecular function: 2',3'-cyclic-nucleotide 3'-phosphodiesterase activity.